Molecule: messenger RNA, 9737 nt
Organism: Melitaea cinxia (Glanville fritillary)
Lineage: Eukaryota; Metazoa; Arthropoda; Insecta; Lepidoptera; Nymphalidae
Product: protein lava lamp-like
Exons: 10
Coding region: 223-8820 (2865 amino acids)
Source: RefSeq, a predicted model, not a curated record
GUAUUUCUCAUCUGUGCUGACGUGGUUAAAAUUCUGCAACUAUAUCGAAAAUGGCAUGCAAUAACAAGUGCUGAGUGGUGGCAAUUUAUUAAAUAUUUGCAUCUAAUUUGCUUAGUUUUUUUAGUUUGUUUAAUAGUUUAAAUACACCUAUAAUUGAUAUUAUUCGUUGUUCCUGGGUGUCGUAAUCGCAUUCGUCGUUUUAAUGUUGGCAAAAGAAAUACAAUGUCCGAAAGUACAAACAUCAAUAAAAUUCCUGGGCAGGAUAAAAGGCUCGAUGCUUCUGACUCUGAUAUAGCAGCGCCAAGUGAAGUAGCUAGUGUAGCAGGAAGUGUAAAACACAGUAAGCAAUCAAUCUCUUCAGAAAGGCAGAUUAAGUUUGAAAGAGCUCAAAAGUGCCUAGAAAAUGCUGCCCUGGUAUCAAAAAGGAUUAAAGAACACCGCAAGGCCACUGCGGAGCUAUUGGGUCGUCCAUUUGAAGAAGAUGUCGGAGACACAGCCUCGGAAAUGGCAACCACCGUAAGCGAGAAAACAGGAUACUCUGUAGCAACAGAAACAUCUACCACUUUGUCUGUACAAGAUGCAUUAAAUAUUCCUGGAAUCAGUGAAAGUUUGGCAAACACUCUGAAACAAAAAGAAAUACUGAUGGAAAGAAUUAAACAAUAUAAAGAAAUAAGCAAGAGGCCAAUGAAGAAAGUAGUUACUACUGCCAGAAAAGACUCAAUAAGUAAUACAUUAGAUGUUAAAAUGGGUCCUGACAACACAGACACCACAAAACUUACAAAUUUAAUUAAAGAAAAAGAUAACAAUCUGAGUAUAAUGCAAGUUAAAAUGAGAGCAAUGGAAACAACAAUUUUAGACUUGCAGGAAAAAAUUAAUGAAAAAGAUCAAAUAAUUGAAGCCAAAAAUAAAGCAACAACAUUAAUAUCAGAAAGUUUAAGCAAAAAAGAAAGAGAUACAUUGGAUUUACUUGAAGAUACUAAACAACAGAUGAUAAAAAUGCAAAACAAAUUUAUAGAUAUGGAAAGUGAAUGGAAAGAAGAAAAGUCAAAGCUAAAGCAGGAAAUUGAAGAAAAAAACGAUAAAAUAAAAAGUCUUGAAGAAGCUAACACAAUUUUGGAAAACUCGAGAUUUGAUAUAAGUGUUGCCCAUUCUAAAUUAGCAGAAGAAUUAGACUUGAAAGUUAAAGAGAUUAAUGAAUUGCAAUAUAAAAUUAGGCAAUUGGAAGAUGAUUCUAAUAAAAAAGUUAAAGAAGAUGAUACAGAAAGUAAAAUAGAGAAAGGCUCACUUGAAAUAUCAAAUAUGGAAGAACUCACAAAAAAAAUUGAGUUACUGGAACAGAUUAAUUUAGAAUUAAGGCAGGCAAAUAAAGAGUAUCAAAAUCAACUUACUGCAACUCAGGAGACAAAAGCUAAUAUAUCACCAAGUAAGAAAGGCAGUCCUCUUCCUACCCGUAAAGGAGGCAGGAAUGCUGCUUCGAAACUAAAGUCACCUUGGAGUCAUUUGUCUUCUGAAACUGCACAACCAGAACCAGAUAAAAAAGGAAAAUCUGAAAAACCAAAAUCAGAUAUGGUAAUUCAGUCUCUGAAUAAAGAAAUUUUGCAAAAAGAAUACAUACUAUCAGAAAAAGAUGCAUUGAUUACAGAAUUGAAAUCUACAAUUGAAAUGAAAGAUGCAACUAUUAAAGAAUUACAAUUAUUAGUUGACUCAAAAAAAGAAAAGGUACAAAUGGUUGAUGUUGGUGUACUUAUAGAUUUGACUACUAGUACUGAAGAUUUGAAAGAAACAACAAAAGAAAAAUCUAAUGUUACUGAAACAAUAUCACCAGAAUUGAAAGAUUUAGAAGAUAAAUUAAAAUUGGCACAAAAUCAAAUUGUAACACUUAACGAGGAAAUAGAUGCCGGAAAUAAAAAUAUGAUAAAGGUAAAAUCUAAUUUUAAACUCAAAAUUAAGCAAAUGCAGAAAACGAUUGAGAACUUUAGCAAAGUAUCUGAUACUAAUGCAGAAAUUGUGAAACUCAAUGAAGUAAUUCACCAACUUACUCAGAAGGUAGCAGAGUUAGAAGAGGAAAAGGGCAAUCUUCAAUUGCAUUUAGUCGAUUAUGAUAGUGGAAGAUUAACGGAAUCUGAAAUAUAUAAACGAUUGGUCGAAACAGAAAAUAUGGCUGAAGCAAGACUGAAAUCUAUAAGUUUAUUGGAAACUCAGAAAUUUGAUUUGGUUCAAGAGCUUCAUAGUUUGCAACAGAAGAAUUUAGAAAUGGAAGAUAAACUAGCAGAUAUAUCUUUACUUCAAAAUGAACAUGUAUGCUCAGAAAUGAAGUCUGUUCAAUUAGAAGAGCAAAUAGAUCAGCUACAAGCAUCUAAAAAAGAAUUAGAACACAUUAUAGAAAAUUUAAAAUUGGACAAGGAACAAUUAAAUAGUAGCAUACAGAUCCUACAAGAAGGAAAGGAAGAUUUAAUUCAAAAGCUAGAAAAUUAUAUUCAAGAAAAUAUUGAACUUACUGACAAAUUAGAAAAACUCAGCGCUGAGAAAGUAAGUUCAGCUGAGUCCAUUGAAAUCGUGGAAUCAUUAACAACACAAGAAAAAUUAGAGCUUGAAGAAUAUAACAAAUCUCUAGAAACAGAAAAGAAAACUAGUGAUCCUAAUCCAGAAGAAUAUAUGCCUCCAAGUCAAGAAGAUAAUGAAAAAUUAAUUGAAGAAAGUAUUGAACUAAAACAAAAAAUAGAUUUAUUUUUAAGUGAAAGGCAAGAAGUUAUGGAAAAAAUGAAUGCUUUGACAUCAGAAAAUGAAUCUUUAAACAAAGAUAUACAAGAAAUGAAAGAUCAAUGUGAUACCUUGAAAAGUAGCGUAAAUGUAUUAGAAGAAGAAAAGAAUAAACUUAUUUCACUUAAUAAUGAACUCAACCAUCAAAUAGAAGAACUUAAACACGAGAAGAGCGAAAUAUUAAAAGAAACUGUAGAAGUAGUCAAACCAUUGAGUGUUGAGGACGUAAUAGACGGUACAGCAGGAGAAAUAGGUCAACAAGAUGAUAAAACUGCUGGAGAUAAAGGAUCUCGAGUAAAGUCUGUAAAACAGCUUACUAAAGAAAUUCUUAAAUUGAAAAAUAUAAUAAAAGAAAGAGAAGAUGAAAUUGCUGAUUGUCAAAUGAAAAUAUUGUCGUUAGAAGAACAACAAGAAAAAAAUAAAGAAAUAUUACAGAACAUUGCAUCAAAUGAGAAACUAAUUAAAAAACUUACAGACGAAAAUAAUCAACUGAAAAGAGAAAUAGAAACCAUUAGUAAUGAAAACAAAGCAGAACAUCAUUUACAUCUUACUCAAACACAAGAACUUUUGCAAAAUGAGAUACAAAAAUUGCAUCAAGAAUAUGCAUCUGCUUUGAAUACUCGUGAUUCUAGGAUACACGAAUUAGAAAACUUACUACUAGAAUAUGAAAAACAAGUCAGAAAUUAUAGUAAUACCUUACAGCAAAAGGAUAAAGAAAUGUCAGAAUACAUAAAUCAAAUUACUAAACUAAACGAUGUUUCACAGAAAUUAAAAUCUACGGUUGAUUUACUCGAAGAUGAAAAAGCAAAGGAUCAAAAUUCUGAACUUAUAAAAUCAUUGAAUAAACAAAUAUCUCUUUAUCAGAAAACUUUGUCUGAUUAUGAAGAAAAGCUAAGAUCACUUGAAGAUGAAAAAGUACAGCUACUUACUUUCAAAUCAAAAUUAGAAAGUAAGAGCAAUAAUCUUGAAUUGGAACUAAAAAUAUUGCAGGACCAGUUAGCAGAAAAACAAGAAAUUAUCAAAGAAUCGCAAAUAUUACAACAAAAACAGACAGAGGAAUUGUCAGCUGUUUUGUCACAAGCUAAAGAACGUGACGAAGAAAUACAUGAAAUAAAAUUACAGUUGAGAAAAGAGUCCAUAGAGAAUGAAAAGUUACAUAAUAUUGUUGUACAAAAGAGUACUGAAAUUAAUGAACUUACAAAGUUAUAUGAACACGCUAAAGAAAAAUUGAAUUCUGUUUCAGUAGAUAAAAAUGCACAAAAUGAGCAAUACUCAGCGAUUGAGCAAAAAAAUAAAGAGUUAAUGGAAAAAUUGAAAAAGUUCGCUAUAAACAUAAAGAAAAAGUCUGCACUAUACAUUGAGUUAGAAAAUCAACUUCACGAAACCCAAAAACAACUUGAGAAUAAAAAUGAACAGUAUGAACAGCUUUUAAUACAAGUUGAAACAAUACCUGCGUUACAAGAAAAGCUAAAACACGCAGAAGAAGAAUUAAAUCGACUGCAAUCUCAAAAGAUAUUACUUGAGCAAAAAUCGCAGGAGAUUUUACAUUUACAAUCUCAGAUUGAAACGUUACACAAGAAUAGUGCUAAUAAUGUGGAAACAAUUACCAGAUUAAAUGAGUCAAUAAAUAUAUUGAAUAAAGAUCUAUAUUUUGCAAGUGAAGAAAAUAAUAAUCUUAAAGUGCAAAUUGAAACUUUAAAUAAUAAAAUUGUUGAAUAUGAAAUUGAACAAAAGAAUAACGCCAACCUUUUAACAAAAAUAUCAUGUUUAGAAGCUGAUAUAAAUCAGAAACAGGAUAAAAUUUAUGAUUUAACUAAUCAAAUUCAAAAUUUUAAUGAAAAAUUGACCCAAGUGCAAUUUGGGCAUGACGCAAAGGUUCAAGAAAGUGAUAUGUAUAUUGAAAGCUUACAAUCAGAAAUCGACAAGUAUAAGAACAGGAUAUAUCGUCUCGAAGAAAGUAUAUCCGCAAUGGAAAAUCGGCGACAAUCUUUAGAGCGGAAAGCUGAUAACUUGGACACUCAAUUGCACGAAAAACAAAAGGCUUACAGUGAGUACAAAGAUCAAGAAGAUGAAUUAGUAUCCCGACUUGCUAUACUCAUGGAUAAUGACAGAGUUGUCGAAAAACAGUUAGUUGAAAUUGAAAGUGAAAACAAAGAAUUGCACUAUAAAAUACAAAAUAUCAAUGAUAAUUAUCAAAAGUUACAAAUGUCAUACGCUGAUUUACAAAAUAACUGUGAUAUGUUACAAAUAAGAGCUGAUAAAGUUGAUGCAAUGGAAAGCGAUAUAUUGAACUACCAGUCUAGUAUUCGAGAAUUGGAAGCUAAUCUUAAAAGAAUAACAAAUGAACAAAAUGCAUUGCUAGUACAAAAGAAAAAAGAUAUAGAAGAAUUAGAAUCAGAAUUUAAUAUACAAAUCGAAAAUACUUUUAAAGAAAAGAAAAUAUUAAGUGAAAAAUAUGAGAAAAUCAAUGAACAAGUGUCAAAAUUGGAGUCAAAGCUUAAUGAAUAUAAAAAUACAAUAGAAAAUUUGAACAUAAAAAUGGCAGAGUUGGCUCAUGAAAAUCAACUUUUAAAUGAAAAAUCAACUUCAGAAAAAAAAUUUACACCCGAUUAUACUGAACAAUAUAUAAGUGAAAUCAAUAAGUUAAAUUCAAUACUGAAUAGCAAAAACCAAGAAAUUAUGGACCUUGAUAAUAAAAUACAGAAUUUACAAGCAAAUAAUUUGACUAAUAUGUCAAAGAUCGAUAAUGAGAAUAAGGAAAUGGUUACAAAACUUGAAGAUGCUACUUUACAAAUUAAUAAGCUAUCGAAUGAAAUCGAAUUUUUAAAAGAAAACAAUGAACAGCUAAAUAAUUCACUAUUAGAGAAAGAAGAGCAAAUUAAACAAAUGAUGGAGAAUAAGAAACUAGUCUUCGAAAUGAACAUACCAAAAACAGAAGGAAUGACUAUUUCGUCUACGAUAGAAGCAAUGAAUGAACCAACUACUCCUGUCAUAGCCUCUCUUCAAUCACAGAUAUUGUCUGGCCCAGAAUCCCAUUCGCAGACUCAAAUACAAACAAAAUCAGGAGAGGUACGAUCUGCUGCGGAUUUCUUUAAUUUAAAAGAAGAAAUAAUUGUUCCAAGUCAAUGUACGGAAGUUGACAUUAAAGAAGAAAAUGAUCCUUUUAACUCCGAAGAAGGUUGGGGUAUUGAAACUACUGAAGAAUCGGAUGUAAUACCUGGUUCUUCACAUUUACAUCAACAAAUUCAACAACUUAAUGAAACUAACAAUAAAUUGAAACUAGAAAUGGAUACUACUAAUGCUAAGUUGUUGAAAGCAUUAAAGAAAUUAAAGGAAUUAAAAGUAACUAAUGAUAUGCUGUCAAAUGAAUUACAAUUGACUAAAAAAAUAUCACAAUCCUCAAUGCUUGACAUGGCUAUCGAAAAUGAGUUAUCAAGCACUGUUGAAGAAUUAGAGAAAAAAUUACAAGAACUUAAUACGGAUCUAAGUAAAGAAAAGCAAGAAAAAGAAGCCUUAAAGAAGCAAAAUGAAGUGUUCAAAAACGCAAAUGAUAGAUUAUUAGAAAUGAAAGAAAAAUUGGAUAAUGAAUUACAAAUGUGGAAGUAUAAUUUCAAACAAGUUAAUGACAAAUUCUCUUCCUUGCAAUGGGGUGGUGAUGGUAAAGAUUCUAAUGAUACAACCUCUCGAGUAAGUGGAAAAACAGAAUCAAAUGAAGAGUUGUUAAAAUUAGAAAAAGAAAAUGAUGAACUGCAAACAAUCAUUGAUAAUAUUAACUCUCAAAAUAAAGAAUUGACAGUGCAGCAGGAACGACUAAAGAAUGAAAUAAAUCAACUAAAUCAAGAAUUGAAUGAAAAAAUAAAAAUUUGCGAAAAUUGCCACCAACUAAAUGAACAUAACAAAAAGCUACUACAAGAACAGGAUCUUUUAGAAAGUGAAAUAAAUAACCUUAAACAACAAAGUGUAGUAUGCACUAACUGUGAAAAAUUUAAGUUAGAGAUUCAAGAAUAUCAAUGUAAGUAUGAAAGGCUUGAAGAAAAAUGUGCCAUGCUUAAUGAAAGUGUACAACAAUGGGAAGUUAAAUAUAAUGAAGUAAUGUCUCAAAAUGAACAUUUAAGAAAAGCUUUUGAAGAAUAUAAACUCUCUGCUGCCGAGAAACAAAAUGAGCAAAGUGUGCAUGAACCAGAUAUUUUAGUGCUGGCAGAAAAGUGUAAUAAUUUAGAAGAACAUUCUUCAAAGUUAAAAGUCCAGAUAGACGAAGCAAACAAAAGAAUUGGUGAGCUUGAACAAGAAAACAAAGAUUUGGUUGACACGGUUGAUGAUUAUGAUAAACAAGUUAAUGAUCUUAAUGCUAAAUUACUAAAUCUUAAUACAGAAAAUGAUCAACUAUUGUCAACUGUUGCCGAGCUACGUUCUUCAGUGUCAAGUGCCAUGGAUCAAAGAGGGUUUGAAAUAGCUGAAUUAUGGAAACAACACUUAGCCCAAAGAGAAGUCGAAUUUCAACAAAUAGAGCACGAUCUUAGAACACAACUAACUUCUUCUGAGGCUAAGUAUGAGCAACUUCUUGAAAAUGUUCAGUCAUCGAGUCAAGAAGAAACAAAUAAAAUUGUUAUGGCAGAACAAAUAAGUACUCUACAGAAUAAGUUACAAGAAAAAGAUGAGCAACUAAAAAGCCUUCAAAUCAAAUAUGCUGAAGUUAUAAAUCAACUUGACAUAUUGCGAUCAGAAAUCGAAGACGAUAAAGUUAUGCAAGAAAAUAAAGGGCUUUUUCAACAAGAAGAAUACGAAAAGAUAAUUGAAGAGUUAAAUAAAAACAAUAAAGCCCGAUGUGAUGAAUAUGAAACUACAGUUAAUAAUUUACGAAUAGAAUUAGAUGCCACCAGCACCGUUAAUACCAAUUUAAAUCAACAAAUUGAAGAAAUACGAAACAAUUAUGAAAACAAAAUAGUAGAUUUAAAUAAGCAACUUCAAUUAAAAGAAAGUGAAAUUUACCAAAAAACACGUGACUUCACAAUAUCUUUGACACAAAGAAAUGAGGAAUUUGAAAACGUUCGAAAACAGUUAAUUGAGUUCGAAAAGAAAGUAGAAGAUUUAACAUAUGAAAAAGAAUCUGAGUUAGCAAUAUUAAGAUUAAAAAUGCAUGAAAAUACUGAAAGUUUUAACAAGGUAAAAAAAGAUAUUGAAGAUGAAAAACAGGCUAUUUCUGAAUCCUUAAAGGAAAAAAUUGUUGAGUGUACAAAUCUGAAUAAACAAAUAAAUGAUUUAAAUAAAGUCUUAGAGGAAUAUGCAAACAAAGCACUCGAAACGCAAGCAGUUUUAGAAAGUCAAGAAUUAGAAAUUGUUACACUAAAAGAUGAAAUAUCGAGUUUAGAGGAAACUUUGAGGGCAGCAAGUAGUAAAAUAGAAAAACAUGUAACAUUUUUGUCCGAUACUAAACUGGGUCCAGAAGGUGAGAGAUCAUCAGGAAGUGUUGAUAAACAACUUUUGGAUGCGGUACCGCGUGCUGAAUUAGAUUUGGCAUUGUAUAUGUUGCAUCAAAGAGAUGUAAGAUGUGAAGAACUUACAAUGGAAUUAACUCAAUUACUAGAAGAAAGAGACACUCUACAGUUACGACUCUCUGAUAGCUUAAGAUCUUUUGAAAAGUUGAAGUCACGUUGUAAUUCUGCAGGAUUAGACCUAUCGAUAAGCUCGAGUCAAGAAGGAACUUCAGAAUUGCCCACCUUAAGUUUUGAAAAAGAAAGUCAUAUUGUCGACACCCAUAAAGGACAAACGUCACGCAGUAGUAGUAUAAGUCUCCCUGAUGGGGAUAAACCAAAGUUGCAAGCCAAGUUAUCAGAGUUACGUAGCGUUAAACACAGUCGUGACGUGCGAUUACGACAAGAGAGUGAACAGCGGCAGUUAGGCAUGCGACUGUUGCAUCGCGACGUCGCCAACUUACCUGCUGAGGCAGUCGAACAACUGACUCAGGCGCAUCACACUCUUUCACGAGACACUCAAAGCACGCCUACCGUCCUUCUAAAUUGGCUACGAGGGAAGAGCACACCUAAAGUAGUGCAUAUGUGAACAUGAGAGUAAUUCAUAAUAUAAAGUACUAUAGUCAAAAUGAUCCAUUGCUCUUUGUUUUGUCACCACAGCACUGCACACCUGAAUGUUUGGAAAUAAAACAUACAGUUACAAAUUGUGCAUUUAGUCAAGCUUGUUAUUGAAUAACGAACAGUGUCAGUACAGGUAGUAACCUUAUUUUAUAAUCUAUGUAUAAUAAUAAUUAUGUAUAUAAAAAUGUAUAGAUAUUUCUAUUCUAUUUUAUACUAGUAAAUAUCUUUCUAAUUUUAUUCCAACAGUCAACUUUAUUCGUGACAUUUAUAAUAAAAUUAUCAGUAUAGUGGAUAGUUUAAAAAAUGUGUUUUAUUUCAUUUCUUAUGUUAGUGUUAAAAAAUUAUUUCUUACUAUUCUGAUACUGACACUAAAAACGAAUCGUUUUUAUUAAAAAAGCUUAAGUUAUUCAUUCCAAUAUAAAUAAAUUGAAUAAUUGUUUAUUGAAACCGUUAAUAAGAAAUGUUUAUCAGUCUAUUUAGAAUGCCUUAAAAUCUUAUUUGAUAAAAUUCCUUUAAAACACUAAGGUCAAUAUUUUAAAUUGUUUUUUUUUUCAUUACACCAUCUUAAACAAGUCUACAAAGUUUUACGUGAAUAUGUGUUAGUAGAUACAGACUUUAACUUAAUGUAGGUAUUUCUCAUAAAUAAUUUGAAAUAGAACUACAAAUGUUGAGAAACACCCAAGCCGAUCGAUUCGAAAAUUACAUAACGAGUAGAAUAUAACUUCCAGAAUGAUAGCGUUGUUGCUUCGGUGACUGUGAGCUGUUACACAAUGUAUUAUUAACUUGUAAAAAUUUUAAAUACGAUAUAAUUUACUGUUACUCUAUAGUUGAAAUAUAAUAUGAUACCUGAACUGUCAGUGUAUAAAAAUAUACGAUACUAAAUUA